GACGCUCGUAGCGAUUGGCAAUACGCCAUUGAUCCGGCUCAAGCGCCUUUCCGAGGAGACCGGGUGCAACAUCCUGGGUAAAGCCGAGUUCCAGAACCCCGGCGGCAGUGUGAAAGACCGAGCUGCGCUCUAUAUCGUCAAAGACGCUGAGGAAAAGGGAUUGCUGCGACCAGGCGGAACGGUUGUUGAAGGCACGGCCGGAAACACGGGCAUUGGCCUGGCGCAUGUCUGCCGUUCCAAGGGCUACAAGCUGGUCAUCUACAUGCCCAACACGCAAUCGCAGGGUAAGAUCGAUCUGCUGCGGCUGCUCGGUGCGGAGGUCUACCCGGUCCCGGCGGUGCCGUUUGACAAUCCGCAGAAUUACAACCAUCAGGCGCGACGACAAGCCGAGUCUCUCGACAAUGCCGUUUGGACCAACCAGUUCGACAACACAGCCAACCGGCAGGCGCACAUCGAGACGACGGGGCCCGAGAUCUGGGCUCAGACGGAGGGCAAGAUCGACGCUUUUACCUGCGCGACCGGCACGGCAGGCACUCUGGCCGGAAUCACCCGGUAUCUGAAGACUGUCAGUGACGGCCGAGUCAAGAGUUUCCUGGCCGAUCCGCCGGGCAGUGUGCUCCACAGCUACAUCCAGAGCGGAGGCAAGCUUAUCGAGCGAACUGGAAGCAGUAUCACCGAGGGAAUCGGGCAAGGGCGUGUCACGGAGAACUUGAAGCCCGACAUUGACCUCCUUGAUGGGUCGCUGUACAUCAGCGACGAGAAGAGCAUCGAGAUGGUGUACCGCUGCCUGGAUGAGGAGGGACUGUACUUGGGGGCCAGCUCUGCGCUCAACGUGGUGGCUGCCAAGGAGGUGGCCGAGAAGCUGGGCAAGGGACACACCGUGGUGACGAUCCUGUGCGAUGGCGCGUAUCGGUAUGCGGACCGUCUCUUCUCGGACAAGUGGCUGCGGAGCAAGGGUCUGCGGGAUGCGAUCCCCAAGCAUCUGGAGAAGUACAUUGUCCUGCCGUAG
Rasamsonia emersonii CBS 393.64 is the source of this 1009-nucleotide messenger RNA. Its product is annotated as Cysteine synthase. The transcript has a single exon. Gene Ontology annotation, molecular function: cysteine synthase activity. Gene Ontology annotation, cellular component: cytoplasm. The record is from RefSeq and is a predicted model, not a curated record. The annotation marks the transcript as partial. Lineage: Eukaryota; Fungi; Ascomycota; Eurotiomycetes; Eurotiales; Trichocomaceae.